UGCCCGUUUUGGUUGGUGGUGGUUCUUCACGGACCAAAAUAUGCCCGAGCAGUCAAUAAUACCCGAAAAAGACGAACGAACCACGGUGUGCAAGAAGACAAAAUUUGGGAAUGUCUCGCGAAAGGUAAACCACCACACACACGGUGGCUUUUCCGAAGUGCAACGUGUUUCUUUGUAGACUUCUGGGUGCACAAAUCGGGUGUCUCUCCCCGCACGUGUCGUGUCGAAUCGUUUUCCUUUUCACGCGGAAAGAGUUUCGAAACAGGCGAGCAUUCCACCACGCUGAGGAACGGUUCGUAGUGACGGAGAAGCCUCCCGGUGCCUGUAAUUAGUAUUGUCUUGUCACCGUGCAUUUCCGGCCGGCGUAGGCACACCGUGGAAGUGGGUGCAGCAACAGCAGCAUGGUGCAUUGAGCACUUGCCAACACCUGACGAGCGAGAGCGAUCCACCUGACACCCCCGUCGCGCACUUGAGAUUUGGUGUGGUGAUCCGGUGUGACGACGAAAGCAUUCGUGCGUGAAAGUGGGUCAACGCUCUCUGAGGUCCAGCAGGCACCGCAGCGAAGAGGCCGAUCGGAUCAAACGUCCCCAGUUGCUGACUGGCGCAAGACGAUGUCGGUUGAUCUGCAGAAGCACCGGGACGCCAUCGUUGGUGCGUGGAAAUCGGUCUGCGAUCGGAAAACCGCCACCAAUUGGGCACUGUUCGGGUACGAGGGACAGACGAACGUGCUGAAGCUGCAGGAAACGGGCGAAGAUGGCAUUUCGGAACUGGCGGCCGAGCUAAACUCGGGCAAAAUUCAGUACGCUUUCCUGCGGGUAGACAACAGUGAAACGGGCAUUGCAAAGUUUGUUUUCAUAAACUGGCAGGGCGAAGGAGCGCCCAUCGCUAGGAAGGGAACAUGUGCGAAACAUGUGCGCGAUGUCACGGGCCUGCUACACGGUGCCCAUAUUACGGUGCACGCGACCAACGAGGACGACGUCGAGGAGGCACGCAUACUGGAGAAGCUGCAGAAGGUGGUGGUGAACGAUUUCAAAGUGAAGGAUUACUCACAAGCGAUCGAUUCACCCAAACCAGUCGGCACGAACUACAGUCGAGUCAAUCCGACGAAGGAGAUCAAUCCGGCCGAGCGGGAUGAGUUUUGGCGUAAGGAAGAAGAGGAGGAAAAGCAUCGACUGCAGGCGGAGUACGAGCGAAAGCUCAAUGAAACAGUAUUGUUGGAACAGGAACGACGUCGACGAGAGGAACGCGAAUUUGAGAAGCGCGAGGGCGCAACGGGCGGUGCAGCCAGUGCGCUGUCUGCUUCUCCAGCUUCCCCCGACCGCAGCUACGCCCGGCAAGCGUCCGAUCAGAGCAAAACGGAACGCGAUCGAGAAAUCAAGCAGGUGGUUGAAGCGAGCGCAAAAGUUAGCAGCGCGAAGGCACGCUUCCUGAACAGCACAGCACAGCUAAGCCCAACGCACAUUCAGGCCGAGGUAGCCCAGGAGUUGACGGAACCUCCCUUCUCACCGACGGCAUCCUUUGAAGAACGCAGUAUUAUCAACGAGCUCAAGGCGGAGCUGGAAAGCGAGCGCCAAAAUGGCACCGACACGCCACCGGGCUUGGGAGUGACGGGCACGGUAGCGACCGAGGAACCGCUCGUAUCACCGGAAGUGCCCGAAGAGGUGGCCGUUGCGCAGCAGUACUUCGAUCCGAACGCGACGAUCGAUCUGUCCGACGAGGACAAUAUGAUCCGGGCGCGGGCAUUGUACGAUUACCAGGCAGCGGACGACUCCGAGAUCAGCUUCGAUCCGGACGACAUUAUCACGCACAUCGAUCAGAUCGAUGAGGGUUGGUGGCAGGGGCUGGCACCGGACGGUACCUAUGGUCUCUUUCCAGCCAACUACGUGGAGCUCAUUUAAAGCAUUUAGACAUUUUAGCAUUCGCACACCCAUCGUUAUCAUUGUUUACUCGCUGUGCGAAGAAGGAACGACAGCAACAGAUGCAUCACAUUAAGAUAGUCCUGUUAACAUAGGUGCAUAAUACGAUCACCGCGAUUAGAGCAUAACUGUAGCGCGAUACACGCACACCUAUAUACACCAUCCCCCCACGUAACACGCACACACACACACACUAAAAGCCCGCUCGAUCAAUGGGCCAGCGAAGCCCGCCUUUCGAUUAGUGUCUCGGUGUUUUCCGGUUCUGGUACCGAUGUAUUUGAUCGGUAAUUCGCUUCACAUUCGCUGUCCGGUUCGGGUCCCAUUCUAGACUAAUAAUAGAUAAGCGUUUUAACUAUUUAAUUGUACACACCGAUCCGCAUAUAACGAAGUCCCUCCCCCGGGGGAGGAUGAAUGCUCACCCGGUCGGGGAAAAGACUAAAUGCUCGUUAAAGAAAUACACACGAAAAAAAAAAGGAAA
Anopheles stephensi (Asian malaria mosquito) is the source of this 2394-nucleotide messenger RNA. RefSeq names its product drebrin-like protein B (gene Abp1). Gene Ontology annotation, molecular function: actin filament binding. Gene Ontology annotation, cellular component: actin filament; postsynaptic density; cortical actin cytoskeleton. The record is from RefSeq and is a predicted model, not a curated record. Lineage: Eukaryota; Metazoa; Arthropoda; Insecta; Diptera; Culicidae. The transcript is spliced from 4 exons. The coding region runs from base 612 to 1898 and encodes 428 amino acids. Gene Ontology annotation, biological process: postsynaptic actin cytoskeleton organization; neuron projection morphogenesis; regulation of actin filament polymerization.